This is a messenger RNA of Vitis vinifera (wine grape), 633 nucleotides long. Its product is annotated as probable calcium-binding protein CML31. Lineage: Eukaryota; Viridiplantae; Streptophyta; Magnoliopsida; Vitales; Vitaceae. The transcript has a single exon. The record is from RefSeq and is a predicted model, not a curated record. Gene Ontology annotation, molecular function: calcium ion binding; enzyme regulator activity. The coding region runs from base 90 to 512 and encodes 140 amino acids.
CACAAAUUGUUGUUCACAUGUUCUCAUCUUAUUGCAAAGUGUUAUUAAUCCCAUUCCCACUGUCCUUCUGAUUCUUGUGUCACGCAGCUAUGAUUAACUGCAACGUAUAUGAACGCAUAUUCAAGCGUUUCGAUGAAGAUGGUGAUGGCAAACUCUCUCCUUCGGAGCUUCGACGCUGCGUGGGGACGAUAGGGGAGGAGCUGCUCAUGGAGGAGGCGCAGGAGGUGGUGGAGUCGAUGGACUCGGACGGAGAUGGGUUGCUGGGAUUGGAGGAAUUUGUGGGGUGGAUGGAGAGAGAGGGUGAAGAAAGAAAGAUGGAGGAGCUGAGAGAGGCUUUUGGGAUGUACGAGAUGGAAGGGAGUGGGUGUAUUACUGCAAAGAGCUUGAAGAGGAUGCUGAGCAGAUUGGGGGAGUCGAGAAGUGUGGAAGAGUGCUGUGUUAUGAUCAGGCAGUUUGAUGUAAAUUGCGAUGGGGUUCUUAGCUUUGAUGAAUUCAAGCUCAUGAUGCUAUGAUGCUUAUAAUUCUUGAGUCUGAAAGUGAAGAUGAUAUUCUUUAUAAGUUGAACAAGAGUAACUUGUAAACCAAGAUUCUUUCUAUAAAUAGAAUAUGAUACCCAUUUAUUUAUUUUUCAAA